GCGUCCUUUCAAAUUGUGUUCAGUUUAGAAACAAUACUGAUGCUAGCGCUUUUAGAAUGAAAUUUCGACGAAUCAAAAAAGAGAACUUGCCCUAGCUAGCUUUAUGAUCCCAAACGAGCUAUUGUGAUGUAUUAAACAGAACAUAUUUAAGGGUUCAAGAUUCAUUGGAUGUGGGAUCCGCGUAGGAUCCCUCAGGAUCCUAUGAUACGAUCGAGAUUGACGUUGUGAAGAGUGUACGUAAUUUUUUGCUUGCGUAUAACUUAACUCAACUGUCAAUCCGCAGUCAGCGGAAUCCAGUGACGGCAAACUGUCGGCGCCCACACCAGAUGAGGAUGGAGGAGCUCAGUCCGACCGCUGAGCGGCUGGUGUCUGAGUUUGUGCGCACCACGCGCCGCCAGGGCGCCGUGCCCAGCCGCCAGGUGGCCGACCGCACCCUGGAGCUGCUGCGACAGCUGGUCUCCGAGCCCGGCUGGCGGCAGACGGCGCAGCUGGUGGGGCAGCUGCGCGCCGCCGGACGGCAGCUGGCCGCCGAGCUGCCCACUCAGCCGGCCGUCGGCACGCUGGUCUGUCGGCUGCUGAAAAUGGCGCGGGAGGAGCACGGCGCGCACGACGAGGUGCACGAGGCGCGUCCGCACGGCGCGCCGCCCAGCCAGGUGGACUCGCUGCACCGGCGUCUGACGGCCGGCCGGGGCGCGGCGCCGGCCGCCGACCUCAGCUCCGAGCUGACCGGACUGCGCGCCAACCUGCUGGCCGGCCUGGACGAGCUGCAGACCGAGCUGGACGCCAGCGCCGACAACAUCGCGCGCGAGGCGCUCAGCCACAUUCACGCCGACGACGUGGUGCUGACCGCCGGCCGGUCGGCCACCGUGCUGGCCUUCCUGCGGCGCGCCGCGCGCGAGCGCGCCUUCCACGUGCUGGUGGUGGAGGGCGCGCCGUUCGGCGGCGGCCACCGCGCGGCCGCCGAGCUGGCCGCCCUGCCGCGGCGCGUGCACGUCACCGUGAUCGCCGAGUCGGCGCUGUUCGCCAUGAUGGCGCGCGUCAACAAGGUGAUUUUGGGCGUGCACACGGUGCUGGCCGACGGCGGCCUGCGCGCGCCGGUGGGCACCCAGGCGCUGGCGCUGGCCGCCCGGUUCCACUCGGUUCCGGUGAUUGUGUGCGCGCCCUCGUACAAGCUGUCGCCGCAGUUCCACCGCGGCGACCAGCAGGAGGGCUUCCUGGAGUCGGUGUCGCCGGAGUCGGUGCUGCCGUACGCGGACGGCGCGCUGGUGGGCCGCGCGCGCCUCACCUGCCCCCUGUUCGACUACGUGCCGCCAGAGCUGGUCACCCUGUUUGUGACACACACCGGCGGCACCUCGCCCUGGUACGUGUACCGGCUGCUCAACGAGUACUACGACCAGCAGGACCACGAGAUCGUGCAGGUCUGAGACCAGCAGGACCACGAGAUCGUGCAGGUGUGAGACCAGCCGGACAGCGAGGGCGUGCAGGGACGGGGUGACGGUGCGGUUCUGAAGCCAGCAUUUCGGCGAGAUCGUGCAGGUCGGAGAUAACCACGUCGUGCAGGACAGGGACAUCGCGCAGGUCUGAGACCAGCCAGUUUCAACGAGAUCGUACGGGUGCAAAACCGGGAUCGGGCAGGUCGGAGACUGGCAGGUCAUCUUGAUCGAUGUGGUCGGAGUUUGACAAAGCCUGGAGACCGUGCGAGUGCGAUUGGCCGGCCCGUCGGUGGUGGUGACGGGUGGAUAGUCACUGUGUCAAGGAGAUUUACGUGCCUAACAUAGCCAGCUAUUGACAGGUUCCAUCUGAUUUGGUGUCGUGAUCAUCUGUCGGGGACAGAUGUGUGUCGCAGGCGUUUCCGGCGCUGGCCGGCUAAACUGGUGCAGGGUGGGUCUGUGGGUGUUGGCACAUUGCCAGUCCAGCGCUGCACGCUGUCCGGCUCUGGAUGUGUCGCCCGACUGGGCAGAGUUCGCGCUGUGCCUGCACGGCGGCAGAUGGGUGGGCGAUAUCACACCGGUGACUGGUGACACAGCUCUGGUGCAAGUAAGCUGGCAGAUGAUUGCACAGUUUCAAGGAACUGUAAGUUUGUUACGUUUUCCUCGGUGUUUUGUAAAGGGCUCCAAAUUUAAGAUCUUCCGUGCUGUGAACCAACAAUUUCGUGCUACUCUUGUUCAUGUAGAUAAAGCGGUUACCAGCAUGAUAAACGGACGCUAAUUGCC
This is a messenger RNA of Amphibalanus amphitrite, 2213 nucleotides long. RefSeq names its product translation initiation factor eIF-2B subunit beta-like. The coding region runs from base 327 to 1424 and encodes 365 amino acids. The transcript has 2 exons. Gene Ontology annotation, molecular function: translation initiation factor activity; guanyl-nucleotide exchange factor activity. The record is from RefSeq and is a predicted model, not a curated record. Gene Ontology annotation, cellular component: eukaryotic translation initiation factor 2B complex. NCBI's taxonomy places the organism in Eukaryota, Metazoa, Arthropoda, Thecostraca, Balanomorpha, Balanidae. Gene Ontology annotation, biological process: translational initiation.